GCUCUGGGCGGGGUUUUCCUUAACCAAUGGUCGGGCCAAGUUUGAAUUUAAAUCCCCCUUAUAAAAUGUGGACCGGGUGUCGCUACGCUACCCUGGCUUGGUCCCUGACGGUUCCCCCUUUCUUCUACCGGCUGGCCUGCCAUGGCGUCUCCAUCCGAGUUCCUGGAUGACCUGGUCGCUUCAUGUCUGUCCCCGCGCGGCCCCCCCAAUCUGCCCGAGCUGUAUAGCGAGUCACAGCGGCUGGCGGUGGAGGAGCUGGUGGCUGGGGGCCGCGAUGCCUUCCUCACUUUUUUGCGGCGGGAGAACGUUACCUGCUUCCUCUCAGAGGAGGAGAUCCAGGGCAUCCUCCAGUCUGCCGAGCGGCCCAGAGCCCGGGGGGAAGAUAGCGCUGCUGACGAGUCCUUCAGUUCAUCCCAGGAUUGCUCCUCGCUCACCUAUUUUCCCGAGCAGUCAGACAUCGAGCCGCCGAUUCUGGAGCUGGGUUGGCCCGCCUUCUACCGUGGCGCGUACCGCGGUGCCACUCGGGUGGAGGCGCAUUUCCAACCCUGCUUCCAGGACUCGCCAUACGGCUGCAAGGACGCGGUGCGCAAGCAGAUCCGUUCGGCCAAGGAGGUUAUUGCUGUGGUUAUGGAGUCAUUCACAGAUAUUGACAUCUUCAGAGACCUACAGGAAGUAUGUAGGAAGCAAGGAGUGGCCGUGUAUAUUCUUUUGGACCAGGCUCUGAUCCGUCACUUCCUGGACAUGUGUGUGAAUCUAAGAGUUCAUCCUGAACAGGAAAAGCUUAUGACAGUUCGAACUAUUACUGGAAAUAUAUACUAUACAAGGUCAGGCACUAAAAUUGUUGGGAAGAUCCAUGAAAAGUUCAUGUUAAUUGAUGGCAUUAGAGUGGCAACCGGCUCUUAUGGCUUUACCUGGACCGAUGGCAAAUUAAAUAGCAGCAACUUAGUGAUUCUGUCAGGCCAGGUGGUUGAACAUUUUGACUUAGAGUUCCGGAUCCUCUAUGCCCAGUCAAAGCCAAUCAGUUCCAAGCUCCUCUCCGUGUGCAGGAGCAGCGACAAGUUUGACCACCUGAUCAACAGAAAAUCCUCGCCUAAGGAACUCACGCUGGGAAACCUCCUGAGGAAGCGGCUGGCCAGACUCUCCAGCACUCCGGACAAGGCCGUGGACUCAGAGGUACCCGCAGAAGAGAAGAUGGAGAACAACUGCUAUGAUCCCGAGACUUCCACCAUCAGCGAGGAGGACUGCCUAAGUCAAGAGGCUGAGUUAGAGUUCAUAAAGGCAAGUGACGUCUCCACCCAAACGGAGCCGUGGGAGCAGAUGCCGGCGAUAAGGGCGUAUCACGUGGGGACCCAAACCCGCAUCCCGACAGAGUGUAGCAGCACCCAAACCGUGACUGCUACCCGAGUGACCGGCUCCCAGACGGUGGUCUUCUCAAAGUCUAUCACCACCCAGACUGUAGGCGAGCCUGGAGAACCUCCUUUUUCUCAGGGGACCCGCUCAAAAGAUGUAUCCCCGGCAUCUAAAAUGUCCACUGCGCCAUCUACAUCUUCCAGCCUGAAGUCCUUUUCUUCUUUGUCUUCCCAAGGCUCUGUGGCAAGCUCUGUUGGCUCCCAUUCCUCCACCAGGGCUACCGAGUUUCUGCAUCCUGGGUAUCCCAAAUACUCUGGCAACCCCCACCGGGGAGCAUGCCUGAGGGACUCUUUCAGAAACUUAAAUAAAGAGAGAGCAUUUCACUUUACCGGCAUCCGGUCCCGGCUCAAUCACAUGCUGACCUUGCUAUCCAGGAGAACAAUUUUGGCCGAAAGAUAUCUGGGCUGUAAUCCUGGGAGUCACACCACGACACCACUGGGGGGUGGCAACAAUUUACUUGGCAUUCGGGAUAUUGCGCUGUACCCUUCGUACCGGUGACUGAGGCUUCCUGUUAGCUGACUUUGGGUAUGAUGCCAUAAUGAGCUCUUGCCAGCAGUGCUGCCCAUCCUGUCACUGGGGCCCUCUUCCUGCAGGCUGCUAACAUCUCAGUGUUUUUGACGGAAAAUGCCUUCUAUGCCAAAGAGCCUUCCUUUACUUUGUAAAGCAUAAGAUUUAGCUAGCUUGUUUUCUUUGAAUCCUUUAUAGCAUGCAUUAUUUUAAAUAAUGCUGAUAACUUUAUUUUGACUCUGUCGGAUUGCUCUCGGAACAUUAUUUUUUUAAGGGUUACUCUUUAGGGGGUUGCAAGGUAUAGAAAUGCACAUAGGGAUUUUCCUUGCAUAGUUGCAUAACUAUUCUAGUUUAUUGUAGACACUAAAUGCUUUUAUUACACAUCUAAUGCUCUUAUUAAGGGGAAAAAACUGUUCCUUUGGUUAGAAUGAUUUUUUCUUUAUUACUGUAGUAUCUUAGCAUUAAAUAAGUAUUCAAAAAAAUCAAUAAAUAUUCAUGUGGAUACAA
Messenger RNA from Monodelphis domestica (gray short-tailed opossum), 2424 nucleotides. RefSeq names its product scaffolding CK1 anchoring protein D (gene SACK1D). Gene Ontology annotation, biological process: positive regulation of cell cycle G1/S phase transition; regulation of ERK1 and ERK2 cascade; signal transduction. Gene Ontology annotation, molecular function: protein kinase binding. The record is from RefSeq and is a predicted model, not a curated record. NCBI's taxonomy places the organism in Eukaryota, Metazoa, Chordata, Mammalia, Didelphimorphia, Didelphidae. Gene Ontology annotation, cellular component: mitotic spindle pole; cytosol.